CCGCCAAUGACGGUGGUGUUUGUUUUGAAGCCAAGAAGAGGAGGACUUUAAAAAAAAUCUACCAUGCCAAUGUGGGCUAAUAUGGCAUUCACGGUUAAGAACUACUUAGUUAGCUAACUAUAGCUCGAUAGAGACGGAUUUCACUUAUUUAAUAAAAACUAUUGUAGCCUUCUGGAAUUGGCAGGCAGGCUAAGCAAUAUAAUCCCUCACUCCACGUCGGACCCAAAAUCAAGAUUCUGUUCCAGUGAGGGAAGCCUCCAGUUGGUCUCUCACAGAUGAUCUCCCUACUAUCUUGACGCUGUGUUGGCAUGGAAAACUGGUGGACUUCAGCAACUAUAGAGCCAUCAAUAGAAACCCAUGAGCUCUCCGGCAUAGCAAGAAUGACGAUGUUCCCCUCGUAGCAUCAUAACAACCUUCCUACAAUGCACUCCUCCACCAUGCCACUGUCCAAGAGUUCCUACAAUGUGUUAAGUGCCUUCUGCACUGAGGACAAUGUUCCCCGGUGUAUCUCUUACAUUAAUCAGGAGAUGGACUCUCUGGGGUUCUCCUCUGCAUGUAUUGAGGCCAGCUCACCAGAGGUAAGCGGGGGGCUGAACACUGUGCCAGCCCUGAACAGCAUGUAUGAGCUGCUCCAGAUGCAGCGCCGCAGCCAACACAGCCUGCAGGAGCAGGAGGCGGAGAGUCUGAAGAGCUCCAGCGCCCUGGAAUACCUGCAGAUCACCAACUCCAGACUCAAGGAUCAGCUGGAGCUCUCUAAAAGAGAGACGUCAGGACUGCACGAGGCAGAGAGGCAGCUGCAACUCAAAAUCAAGACUCUGCAGAACUGCCUUAAAACAGAAAAAGAUGAGGUGCAGAAGCUCCAGAGCAUCAUCGCCAGCAGAUCCUCUCAGUACAGCCAUGAUGCCAAGAGGAAGGAGAGGGAGAGCACCAAACUCAAAGAACGCCUCAACCAGCUACUGGUGGAAAAGAGGGAUAAGAAACUUGCGAUUGACGUAUUGAACUACUUGGGACGGGCUGAUGGGAAGAGAAGCCAAUGGAAGACUGGAAAGGUCGAGGCCAGACAUGAGGGGGAGAUGUACAGGUCCCUGCUGAGUGACUAUGAGGUUCGUCAUAGAGCCCUGAUGCUGGAGAACGUUGAGCUGAAGAAGGUGCUGCAGCAGAUGAAGUGGGAGAUGGUGUCUAUACUGAGUCCUAGUCCUAGGAAACCAUGCUCCAGCUUCAGAGACCAUGUGGAAGACAGCCUAGAACUGAGUACCAGAAGUCCCCUACGUGACAGUACAGCCGGCUCAGACAGGGAUAAGGAGGUUGGCGACUGCAGUAGAGAGACCCUGGACCAGUCAUGUGAACACGCCCGGGAGCAGCUGACCAAUAGCAUCCGGCAGCAAUGGAGGAGACUGAAGAGCCACAUGGAGAAACUGGACAGCCAGGCCUCCCUGGUGCAGCAGAGCCAGCAGCGUGCUGGUAAAGAGCUGGUCCCCAGACAGAUCCAUGAGGAGGAGAUGGAGAGGAUGAGACUGGAGGUCCAGCAGUGUAAAGAUUUCAUCCAGACACAGCAGCAGCUCCUACAGCAGCAGUUAAACUCUCCCUGCUAUGAUGAUGAGACUGCUGCUCUUCUGAAUGACUGCUACACUCUGGAGGAGAAGGAGCGUCUCAAAGAGGAGUGGAGGCUCUUUGAUGAGCAAAGGAGGAACUUUGAGAGGGAGAGGGAGAACUUCACUGAAGCUGCCAUUCGCCUCGGAUAUGAGAAAAAAGCUUUCGAGGAAGACCGUGCCUCGUGGCUCAAGAAUCAGUUCUUGAACAUGACUCCAUUUGUGGACCGAAAAAGACAUUCUGCAUCAGAAACUCAACAUGCCUUAUCAACUAGUAGUGAGCCCGAUAUGAGGAUCCCCUCCACUCCAGCCAGGCUGACCAAAUCACGGACGUACGCUACGUUCUCCACUCCUAAAGCUAUCGCUGGCAUGCCCUCCACAGCUGAUCUCUACCACACACUACGCCUCAUACCAGACAGCAGCAGCUCUUCCAGAGGCAGUUCAAAACGAGGGAGCUGGCAGGAGUCCAACACCAUCCAUAGUAGAGAAGAUUCUCGGGUCAGGUCCAGGGACAGAUACGGAGGUGGAGACUGCUGCAGUAUCUUCUCGCUAGGGUUAGAGGAAAACAGCCUCACCUGAAGACACUCCAGUGACAUUUAUAUUACUGUGGACUCAACAGACCCCUCAGAUGGCAGUCCAAGGCCGUGUUCAUUAGGCACCAAACAGAAGAAAAUGUAAUUUAACGGAAGGGCUUCCUGGAUUUGUCCAAUAUGUCCCACUCAUUUUUGUUUUCUGUUGUGGGCCCUAAUGAACAUGACCCAUGUUUCAACACCACCACUGUCUCAGGACGAACAGUGGUACAUCGUUGUUCACCAAAACUCGAUUGAAUCAGAACUUUAAUGAACAUGUAGAUUUGUUUUUUUCUUUAUUUUAGAUUUUUACUGAGUAAAGCAUCUCCAAGUCUGAGUGUGAAGUGGCAGCCAAACCUUGAUUGGGGUAAAUCAGGGUUCUGCUAAUACCAAUUCGGUGCCUUUUUUAGAUAAGUUACUUGGUCAACAAAUUUGUCACAAUUUUAACAUUCUAUCAUAAAUGGCACAUGUUCAACUUUUUUUUAACACGUUUUCCCAUCAAGAGGUGUUGAAUCUACAAAUGAUUAUAGUAAGUGCUUAUUAAGUUCCCAAUAUAGUAACAAGGUUGACGAUGUCAUCCUAAAUCAGCCAUUAAUGUCCUUGUGACAGGGGGAAUGGAAGUUCGUGGUGUGCAACAGGGAGUGGCAAUUGAAUGCAAGCUUCACCAUUUUUUUAUUAAAACAUUUUCUAGCCUGUAUCUAUGGGUAGCAGGGUUGACUUAUGCUCGACCUGCUCAGUUUCACUACAAAACACCAGAAAAUGGCCAAAAAGAAUAGAACCAGCUCACCUGCUUUUACAGUAUGAUUUGACUAUUAGAUGUUCAAUGUUUCCUUAGAAUAAAAAAGGAUUAGUUUCAUUAAAACGAGCUCAGUUCAUGUAACAGGGUUGACCUUAAAAUGGGGAUAGAUAAAUGAAUCACUAAUCAGUGAAAUAAAUAAUCUUCAGAAAUGGCUGUCAAAGCAACAAAACUAGGGCUUUACAAUGAUGGUGAAAUGUUGGUUAAAAUCUUCCUAGAAGUCACUGAGGGUGCAUGGAGGGACAUAUCAAAAUGCUGAAUUUUGGCACUUUAGCAGGUCUUUACUCAUUAAAAAUAUUCUCCAUGAAAGAGAACUUCAUUUAAUAUAACAAACUUCUAAAAUACAAUAUUGGUGCACAAUUUCUAUUUAAACAGAAAAUCCACUCAAACGAUAUUUCUGUAUUUUUUUUUUGUCAUUAGUCGCAUGUUUUAUAUGGGCCCCAAAAUGUUUUGCAUGUCAGCAGUCAAGUUUUCAAGAUAUUGGACUUUCAAGAGAUGCAAAAGGCACUUUUUUGUGGAACGAACCAGAUAUUUUCCGAAAAUGUGCGAAAAGCUAUCAAUAGGCCUAGUCCUGAAUGUUUACACAUAGUUUUCACUCCAGAUCAUUAAUAUUAUUUUAAUUAACUUUAUAAUGUUUAAUGUUAAGUGAUAUGCUGCUCUGAAACUGCAAUAAAUGUAUUUAUUUUAAACUGA
Messenger RNA from Oncorhynchus mykiss (rainbow trout), 3647 nucleotides. Its product is annotated as afadin- and alpha-actinin-binding protein. Gene Ontology annotation, biological process: intraciliary transport involved in cilium assembly. The record is from RefSeq and is a predicted model, not a curated record. Lineage: Eukaryota; Metazoa; Chordata; Actinopteri; Salmoniformes; Salmonidae. Gene Ontology annotation, cellular component: centriolar satellite; ciliary basal body.